AUGGAGAAGUCUAAUAACUCUUCAGCAUAUAAAUGGACGUAUGAAUAUUACUAUGAUUACGUUGAUCCGGUGGCUGUGGACGCAAGUACACUGAAGUACAACAGAUAUUCAAUUGUUAUUAUAUUCUGGAUUGCUAUGGCUGCAUUUAUUGGAAUAUUGUUCUUGGUUUUAUCAAGUAUCUCAGGAGCAAAACAUCUUCCAAGACAUCGCAGUAUACGAAGGAACCCAAGAAGAGAAAGAUGUUCUUCAUCCAAACCCAUAGUUUGAUCAAUGUUGUAAAUAACAGCUAAUCUGUUGGGGGAAAAAAAAAAAUUUAAGUGUAUUUUAUU
This is a messenger RNA of Trichomycterus rosablanca, 329 nucleotides long. RefSeq names its product melanocortin-2 receptor accessory protein-like. The transcript has 3 exons. Gene Ontology annotation, biological process: regulation of adenylate cyclase-activating G protein-coupled receptor signaling pathway; protein localization to plasma membrane. Gene Ontology annotation, molecular function: corticotropin hormone receptor binding; type 1 melanocortin receptor binding; type 5 melanocortin receptor binding. The coding region runs from base 1 to 267 and encodes 88 amino acids. The record is from RefSeq and is a predicted model, not a curated record. Gene Ontology annotation, cellular component: endoplasmic reticulum; plasma membrane. NCBI's taxonomy places the organism in Eukaryota, Metazoa, Chordata, Actinopteri, Siluriformes, Trichomycteridae.